This is a messenger RNA of Rhopalosiphum padi (bird cherry-oat aphid), 1898 nucleotides long. Its product is annotated as calphotin-like. The record is from RefSeq and is a predicted model, not a curated record. The transcript is spliced from 2 exons. Bases 387 to 1805 code for a protein of 472 amino acids. NCBI's taxonomy places the organism in Eukaryota, Metazoa, Arthropoda, Insecta, Hemiptera, Aphididae.
CUUCUUAGAACGUACAAGCAUAUAAGAGCUUAAUGUCAUAUUAAACAAUGUUUAAAUGUAAUACGCUUCUGGUCAUGACACUACCGACGCAAUGUUGUUACAAUUUCGUAUCGUAUCCGUAAUUCUAAUCGAUUUCAUUUGAACUACAAGGUCUAGGUUAGUGUUUUCCAAAUCCCCACAUAAAAACUAUCGGAAUGUUCGUCACAAAACGUCAGUAUAUAAGCACCGGUUUUUAUCUUUUCUAUCACACUCAACAUUUGGUCUCGCAGCAGGUCGACGUGAGCAUCAAAGUAUUAAAUAGUAAUACUCUGAUACUUCGUAAGUGUGUGUUGUAAUUUGUAUCUUUGUCCAUUUCAAUUGAAAAACUGACAACAACGACAGCCACUAUGAAUUGUGUUCAGAUCUGUUUGAUGUUGGCCACGAGUUGCUUGAUGCUGGUUUCGGCCAACACGGGAUCAUACAACUACGCAUAUGGCGUGAACGAUCCGAUCACCGGGGACCUGAAGGAUCAACGCGAGACCAAAGUCUGCAACGAACAGGUAUACGACGAAAACGUGUUGCGCACAGCUCAAAUCAGCCGCGAACAAUUAAUUCCGGUGGCCAAGAACUUCGUAUCCGAACCAAUCAUCUCAACGGUGUCUUCAGCACCGGUCAUAAACACUGAGUAUGUAUCCGUGACUCCGUCACCGAUCUUGCGCACCGCCGACUUCGAAUCUUCCCGAAUUUUGGCGGCCACCCCGAUUUUGGAAACAAAAGUCGAGGCCGAACCACUGUCGUACGCGCCUCUUCCCAAGUACGCCGCCCCGGUCACAGUUACCGCCGCUCCGAUGUUGGAAACGAGAAUCGCGGCCGAACCACUGGUGUACGCUCCUCUUCCUAAGUUCGCACCUCUGCCGAAGUACGCUCCACGUCCCGAGUAUUACGCCGCCAGCCCCGCACCUCUAGUCGCCACCAAGCUCCAGACUCCGAUCGUACAGUACCAAGCAGCUCCGAUCAAAAUCAUCAAGUCCGCCAAAUCGUACGGCCGCCAGUCCACGUCGUUCUCGCACAGAUCGUUCGUCAAUCACCCACUGACUCCCGCUAAAAUCGCCGCCCCCGUCGCACCUCUGUACUACUCGGCCGCCCCCGCAGCAACAGAAUAUUACGCGCCCGCCCCUGCAGCUCCGGAAUACUACGCACCCGCCCCCAAGGCGCAAGUAGAGUAUUACGCACCCGCACCCGCCCCCAAGGCACAAGUAGAGUAUUACGCACCCGCACCCGCCCCCAAGGCACAAGUAGAGUAUUACGCACCCGCACCCGCCCCCAAGGCACAAGUAGAGUAUUACGCACCCGCACCCGCCCCCAAGGCACAAGUAGAGUAUUACGCACCCGCACCCGCCGCCAAGGCACAAGUAGAGUAUUACGCACCCGCACCCGUCGCCAAGGCACAAGAGUAUUACGCACCCGCCCUGACCGCACCUGAAUACUAUUUGGCCGCCCCGAAGGCGCAGGAAUACAACUCGGCCACUAUCGCGCAGAUCGCCCACCCGCUGCAGCAGGCCACCCGGACCCUGUACGUGGCGCCAACGCAGUACGCGGCAGCAGCGCCGUACGUGUACCGAAGUUCGUCGGGUCCCGCGACUUCGUACCAGUACGCCAACCACUGGAACAACCGCGAUCAAUCGGCCGCCGGUCAACAAUCGCGCUACUCCGUGGCCAGCCCACAACAAUAUUCGGCCGGAUACCAGCCCCAGUACGAUUCCGCAUCACAGUCACAGAACUCGGGCCAAUAUGACGCCGCGCAGGAACAACCGUGCGAAAAAUAAACUCGGCCGUCGUCGUCAGCCCAUAAUAUCUUAUGAUUUGUCGCUUGUGUGUUUUAUAUGACGUGAUUAUAUAAUAAUGUUUAUACUACUAAA